AUGGCCAUAAGGUCCUUGGUCACUCAACUUUGCACCACCGUCCCAGAUGCUAACUCAUCAACGGCACUGGCGCCCUCACAGGUAAACUUCAUAAAUCGAGCUCUCCUUCAGAUAUUUAUACACCUGACCACCUCUCGAGGCCAACCGACGAGAGCGCAAAAUCGUGACGACUUGCUCUGGAUGAAAGAAGCCCCAAUGAGCUUGUUAUCACUUCCCGUCGAGCUCGUGGAACACAUUGCGGAUCACCUUCAAGGGCAAAUCUGGCCUCCGGUGGACAGUGCCAUCACCGAUUGGAGCAGUUACCCUUCGUUGUCAGCUCAGCGAGACUUGUGCGCGCUCUCCCUGGUAUGUCGAGCUCUGAACAGGAUCGCAAGACCCCGGCUUCUGAGGAAUGUUAUGCACGAUUUCAAAAGCCGGUCCAUCUGUGAAGCGAGGUUUGAUCCGCAUCGAUAUCGAUGGCUAUCUCCUCAAAGCUUCCCCUCGCAGUCAACUCCUCAGUGGAUCCGGGUUCUCUAUCUGCACGACUUGUUCCGCGAUCUCGAUCCGGCGAUAGAGACGAAAAACAUGGCGGAGCUCUUGCAAAGCCUUUCUGGAGUAGAAGUAUUAGUGGCCACGGGCUUUUGCGCAUCGGUACUACUCCAUACUCUCAGCACAUUUCCGCUAGGCGAGAUGGGCUCGUUGAAGGUCUUCAAGAUAUACAGCUAUUCGAUGACUGUCAAGUCAAUACUGGCUGCGUUUCGCAUAUUUCCUAACCUCACCAGUCUAACAAUAGAUGUUGUCAACAUUGAAGGCACCGGAACGAUCCCAUACCAUGCUUUACCUGCAAGACCUUCCACGAUUACCCAACUCGAUCUUUGCGCUCGUUUAUAUGCACCAGAAGAAUAUGAUUCCUUGUGUGACGUUUUAAGGCAUAUAGUCCCGACUCUCAAAGUGGUACACAUUCAUGGUGAAUAUUCAGAAGAAUUGCAUCAAGUCGUAUCAACCUUAAAGCUAUCGCCUGUUGAAAGUCUACUCUUGAAUUUCAGAAACAAGUUCCCAGAAAGCUUGCUAUCGAUAAGACUUCCAACUCUCAAGACUCUAUCUAUCUCGACCUACGGCUACACAAGCCCUCACCUAUGGGAAUCCAAGCUGGCCGAAUCAAUUUCCAGAUUGAUAGUCCGAUCUAGUGGAUAUCCCGUCGACAUCAAUCGACUGGACUGCACAUUCCAGAUACCCAAUUUGAAAGUUCUUCAGCUCCAAUCACUUUGUAAAAUCCGUAAUCAAGAGGAAGAAAGAAGAUGGAACACACGGCUCGGAGAAUGGUGCUCGAGGAGGGGAGUCUUAUUUGUAAAUCAGAAUCCAGACAGUAAUAUCAUCACACCACAGGAUGAUUAUAGGUAUCUUGAACUGCAGGAAGAAGACUAG
Molecule: messenger RNA, 1404 nt
Organism: Puccinia triticina
Lineage: Eukaryota; Fungi; Basidiomycota; Pucciniomycetes; Pucciniales; Pucciniaceae
Exons: 1
Coding region: 1-1404 (467 amino acids)
Source: RefSeq, a predicted model, not a curated record